Molecule: messenger RNA, 1313 nt
Organism: Merops nubicus (carmine bee-eater)
Lineage: Eukaryota; Metazoa; Chordata; Aves; Coraciiformes; Meropidae
Gene: IL1RAPL1
Product: interleukin 1 receptor accessory protein-like 1
Exons: 5
Biological process (GO): negative regulation of exocytosis; signal transduction
Source: RefSeq, a predicted model, not a curated record
GUGGUUCUGCUAAUCUAACCUGCAGAGCUUUCUUUGGGUAUAGUGGAGAUGUCAGUCCUUUAAUCUACUGGAUGAAAGGGGAGAAGUUUAUUGAAGAUUUGGAUGAUAGUCGAGUCUGGGAAAGUGACAUGAGGAUUCUCAAGGAACAUCUUGGGGAACAGGAGGUUUCCAUCUCGUUGAUUCUUGACUCUGUGGAAGAGGCAGACCUGGGUAAUUACUCGUGUUAUGUCGAGAAUGGGAAUGGACGCCGACAUGCCAGUAUUCUCCUACAUAAAAGGGAGCUGAUGUACACAGUUGAGCUUGCUGGUGGGCUUGGUGCUAUUCUGCUGCUGCUUGUUUGUUUAGUGACUAUCUACAAGUGUUACAAGAUAGAGAUUAUGCUCUUCUACAGGAAUCAUUUUGGAGCUGAGGAACUAGAUGGAGACAACAAAGACUAUGAUGCAUAUCUUUCUUAUACCAAAGUGGAUCCUGAUCAGUGGAAUCAAGAAACUGGAGAGGAAGAAAGAUUUGCUCUUGAGAUCCUACCAGAUAUGCUUGAAAAGCAUUAUGGAUACAAAUUGUUCAUACCAGACAGGGAUUUGAUUCCCACAGGAACCUACAUUGAAGACGUGGCGAGAUGUGUAGACCAAAGCAAGCGACUGAUCAUCGUCAUGACUCCAAAUUAUGUGGUAAGAAGAGGCUGGAGCAUCUUUGAACUGGAAACAAGGCUUCGAAACAUGUUAGUCACAGGCGAAAUCAAAGUGAUACUGAUUGAAUGCAGUGAACUUCGAGGAGUUAUGAACUACCAGGAGGUCGAGGCCCUGAAACAUACCAUUAAGCUCCUCACUGUCAUUAAAUGGCACGGACCAAAAUGCAACAAGUUGAAUUCCAAGUUCUGGAAACGUUUACAGUACGAAAUGCCUUUUAAGAGGAUUGAACCCAUCACACACGAGCAGGUUUUGGAUGUCAGUGAGCAGGGGCCCUUCGGGGAACUGCAGACAGUCUCCGCAAUUUCCAUGGCUGCUGCCACCUCCACUGCUCUUGCCACUGCCCAUCCAGACCUGCGCUCCACUUUCCACAACACAUAUCACUCGCAGAUGCGCCAGAAACACUAUUACCGAAGCUACGAGUACGACGUACCUCCUGCCGGCACCCUGCCGCUUACCUCACUAGGGAACCAGCACACCUACUGCAACAUCCCCAUGACACUUAUAAACGGGCAGCGGCCACAGACAAAAACUAACAGGGAGCAGAACCCGGAAGAGGCUCACACAAACAGUGCGUUACUGCCCCUCCUGCCACGGGAGACCAGUAUAUCCAGUGUCAUUUGGUGA